Messenger RNA from Macaca mulatta (Rhesus monkey), 4730 nucleotides. RefSeq names its product cilia and flagella associated protein 58 (gene CFAP58). Lineage: Eukaryota; Metazoa; Chordata; Mammalia; Primates; Cercopithecidae. Gene Ontology annotation, cellular component: cytoskeleton. The record is from RefSeq and is a predicted model, not a curated record.
UCAAGGUGUCCGCAGGUUUGAAUUCUUCUGAAGCCCCUCUCUUUGUUGUGCAGAUAGUCUCCUUUUCACUGUCAUUCCUCUGUGUGUACACAUAACAUACCUGAUGUCUCUUUGUGUGACCAAUUUUCCUCUUCUUGUAAAGAUACAAGUCUGAUUGGCCUUAUUUUAACUUAAUCACCUCUUUAAAGGCUCUAUCUCCAAACACCAUCACAUUCUGAAGUAGGGGGCAUAGGGACAUUAAUGUAUGAAUUUUGGAGGGACACAAUUCAGCCCCUAACACCAGUGGAGACAGGGGUGAAGAAGAUAUGCAUCAUCUUAGUGCUCCUGUAGUUUGACAGCGUGGUAAGGAACACAGGUGUUAAGCAACCAUUUACGUGACUAGGCCAUUAGUUACCCUUGUGGGAUGAUGCAAGAAGUAGAAUACACAAUACUGGAAAAGGUAGUCUGGUGAAGUGAGACUGAAGGUAAUCUGAAGAAGUGAGAUCUGAAAGAAGGAUUGAUGGGAGCCAGCCAGCUGAAGAGAGAAAGAGAGAGAGUCAAGUAUUCUAGACAGGAAGAUCAGCAUUUGUGAAUUCCGGGCAGUGGGGAAGAGCAUGGCUAUCCAGGGAAUUGAAAGAACCAGUGUAACAAGGAGUGAGUGAUGGGAGCUGGCACCAGAAAGUCGAAAGGGCCAGAUUACACAGGACCUUAUUUACUGACAUCCUGAUUUCAGUGCUUACUAUAUCCUGUCUUGGGACUGUUGUCAGAAAAUCUUUUAUGGGGGAGUGUUGGCAUGCACGUUUUGCUUCUCCUUAUGCUCCUUGAGGGAGAAGAUCUGUCUUCAACUCCUUUUGUAUUCUCUCUCCAUAGUAUGCAACAUAGGGCUGGACAUAUAGUAGGUGCUCAAGAAAUAAAUUAAGUGGAUAUAAUGAGAAAUGAGAUGAAUAGAAGCACUCAUUUGUCUAAAUUAGGGGCUGAUGCGAUCUUGUUGGGUGUGUUUCUCCUAGAGGAUCUGAAAGGUGAGGACUUUUGGUACUAUAAUGCCACCUAGUGAUUCUUCUUAUUACAACAACACAGGGGAGCAGGGUGGUGAUUAGUCUUCUGUAAUCCAGAAAAUUGGAAAUCAAGCAUUUUGUUUCAUUAGCAUAAAUUGAUUUGUCCAACCACCCAUUCUUUCAUCCAUCCAUCCAUCUCUGUUGAUGCCCCCUGCAUCUCUUUCCUAUGAGCUGAACAUGUCACAUGCCUUUCUACCUCCUUGUGGUUCUUUGAUUGCUCAUAUUUGGGUCUUUUUGUCCUCCUAUAAGUAAGGUCUCAGAUAUCAGUAUCUAGAUUCUCUGAGCUCCCAUUGUGCUUUCUGUUAAAAUGGCAUAUACUAAACUAUACCAUCAUAUUGCAUUAUAAUUAACUGUAGAUGUUCCCUUCUGUCUUUCCCUCAAUACAGAUUGUGAAUGCAAAGGGCAGUGACUCUGCCAUAGUCACCUUGGUGCUUCCUGUGGGCAGCCGUGUGCCUACCAUGCAGAAAAGGGUGAAAAGCAAGUCCUGGAAGAAUCUGCAUUUGAAGAAAUGGAAAGAGAUUUUCAGGGAGUUCUUAAUGAACUUUCAGGAGACAAAAGUCUGGAAAAAUUUCGGAUUGAAUAUGAGAGGCUUCAUGCUGUCAUGAAAAAGUCUUAUGACAAUGAAAAGCGUCUGAUGGCCAAAUGCAGAGAGCUAAAUGCAGAGAUUGUAGUGAAUUCCGCGAAGGUCGCCACUGCCCUUAAGCUCUCUCAGGACGAUCAGACCACCAUUGCAUCCCUAAAGAAGGAAAUUGAAAAGGCCUGGAAGAUGGUGGACUCAGCCUAUGACAAAGAGCAGAAGGCCAAGGAGACGAUUCUUGCUCUGAAAGAGGAAAUAGUGAACCUGACCAAACUAGUCGAGCAAGGGUCUGGACUGUCAAUGGAUCAGGAUAGCAACAUCCGAGAUUUACUGAAGUUCAAAGAAGAAGUGACAAAGGAGAGAGACCAGCUCUUAUCAGAAGUGGUAAAAUUACGAGAAUCCCUAGCUCAGACCACUGAACAGCAGCAGGAGACAGAGCGAUCCAAAGAGGAGGCUGAGCACACCAUCAGUCAGUUCCAACAAGAAAUCCAGCAACGUCAGAACGAAGCUUCCCGGGAGUUCCGGAAGAAGGAAAAACUAGAGAAAGAGCUCAAGCAGAUUCAGACAGACAUGGACAGCAGGCAGACAGAAAUAAAAGCCCUGCAGCAGUAUGUGCAGAAGAGCAAGGAGGAGCUUCAGAAGCUGGAGCAGCAGCUGAAGGAGCAGAAGAUAUUGAAUGAGAGAGCUGCAAAGGAACUCGAGCAAUUUCAGAUGAGAAAUGCUAAACUUCAGCAAGAGAAUGAGCAGCACAGUUUGGUUUGUGAGCAGCUAUCCCAAGAAAACCAACAGAAGGCAUUGGAGCUCAAAGCCAAAGAGGAAGAAGUCCAUCAAAUGCGCCUUGACAUCGGGAAGCUCAACAAAAUCAGAGAACAAAUCCAUAAGAAACUGCACCACAUUGAAGAUCAAAAGGCAGAAGUCGAACAGCACAAAGAAACCCUAAAAAAUCAGAUCGUGGGAUUAGAGAGAGAGGUGGAGGCUUCAAAGAAACAAGCAGAACUUGAUAGAAAGGCAAUGGACGAGCUUCUGAGAGAAAGGGACAUACUAAAUAAGAACAUGCUUAAGGCAGUCAAUGCGACCCAGAAGCAGACUGACUUGGUAAAGCUCCAUGAACAAGCCAAGAGGAACCUGGAGGAAGAAAUCCAGAACUACAAGGAUGAGGCUCAGAAGCAGAGAAAGAUCAUCUUUCAUCUGGAAAAGGAGCGUGACCGGUACAUCAACCAAGCCAGUGACCUUACGCAAAAGGUCCUUAUGAACAUGGAAGACAUAAAAGUUCGUGAAACGCAGAUUUUUGACUACAGGAAAAAAAUAGCUGAAUCAGAGAUUAAAUUAAAACAGCAACAGAACCUGUAUGAAGCUGUGAGAUCAGACAGGAAUCUGUAUAGCAAAAAUCUGGUUGAGGCUCAGGAUGAAAUAACAGAAAUGAAGAGAAAGUUAAAGAUUAUGACCCAUCAGGUAGAUCAGCUGAAAGAAGAAAUCUCUGCCAAAGAGUCUGCACUUGUGAAGCUGCACCUGGAACAGCAGCGAAUAGAAAAGGAAAAGGAAACAUUGAAGGCUGAGCUGCAGAAGCUGAGACAACAAGCCCUGGAGACCAAACACUUUAUUGAAAAGCAAGAAGCUGAAGAGAGAAAACUCCUGCGAAUAAUUGCUGAGGCUGACGGGGAGAGGUUGAGGCAGAAGAAGGAAUUAGACCAGGUCAUCAGCGAGAGAGAUAUCCUGGGGUCUCAGCUUGUUCGGCGCAAUGAUGAGUUAGCUUUGCUCUAUGAGAAGAUCAAGAUCCAACAGUCUGUGCUGAAUAAAGGGGAGAGCCAGUACAACCAGAGGUUGGAGGACAUGAGAAUCCUCAAACUUGAGAUCAAGAAGCUUCGCCGGGAAAAGGGGAUUCUUGCCAAGAGUGUGGCUAAUGUUGAAGAACUCAGACAGGAGUUUUUUCACAUGCAAAGAGAAUUCUUGAAGGAGAGGACACGUUGCCGAGCCCUGGAGGAGGAGCUGGAGAAUCCCAUGAAUGUGCACAGAUGGAGGAAGCUCGAGGCCAGCGACCCCAACGCGUUUGAGCUGAUACAGAAAAUUCACACCCUGCAGAAGCGUCUCAUCAGCAAGACUGAAGAGGUGGUUGAAAAAGAGCUGCUCCUACAGGAAAAGGAGAAACUCUACAUGGAACUAAAGCACGUCUUGGCCCGCCAGCCUGGACCUGAGGCUGCAGAACAGCUGAAGCUCUACCGACGCACACUGCAUGACAAGAAGCAGCAGCUCAAAGUUUUGUCUUCAGAACUGAAUAUGUAUGAAGUACAGAGCAAAGAAUAUAAAUAUGAGGUAGAGAAACUUACCAAUGAGCUCCAGAAUUUAAAGAAGAAAUACCUCGCUCAGAAACGUAAAGAACAACUUCAAAAAAACAAGGACACAGCACCCAUGGAUAACACCUUCUUAAUGGUCAAACCAAAUGGCCCUGGUUUUACUGGGGGUGGAUUUCCUCUCAAGUCAACCAAGAUGAAGUUCUAACCUGAAGCUGCUGGCUGGGUCCAGUUGAACAGCUCAUGAAAUCUGCUCUGGGACAUUUUGGGGGAAUCUCAAAGUCCUUGGAUCAUAGAAUCGGUGCUGAGAAUCCAGGAUGGAAGAAAUGCAGAACUAUUAUAGUCACAUACAUAUAAGAGGGAUGGUGUUUUGUCUGGUCCACGUUGAUAUUAGCAAGAUCAUAAUUCUCUGUUUUCAGUUAGGCUGACCUAUUGCAUGAAGCAAAUCUUUUGUUGCUACCCCAUUGAUUGAAAUGUACUAGACCUUAAUUUCUUUAUUAUAGAUAUUGGUGUACUUGAAGGUUUUAUAUUUAAAAGUAUUUUUGAAAUGCAAUGCGUCCCCUCUCACCUUAUUAACAAGAAUCUAUUUUAAUUAUUCCUCAUUAACAAGUCAUUGCAUGAGACGAGAAAGAAGGACAAACUCUCAAGAAUUUAAAAAGUGUUUUGAGAAUGAUUUCUAUGUGGAAUUUCUUUUCAGGCCUGGAGUAGGAAAAUCUAUUCCAAAGAGACAUACUAAUAAAUACUUCAUCAUAAAAAAUAAAAAAGAAUCUUUGUAGAGAUUUUGAUCCUUGCUUUGGUAGAGUAUGUAAUUAAAGUUUAAAGCUACUGUGA